CGCGGCUGGCACGUCAAAUCCAAAGCACAUUCCUCAAUCUAGCAUAGCAUUCCCAUUCAGUGGCCGAUUCCUUGAUGGCUAGCCAUCACACCCCCAUGCAUCUCGAUUAUAAGUGAAAUGUCCCCUUUCGAUGCUGAUAUGGCCUCUGGCAACUCAGUUAAGCAACAAAAGAGGAAGAGGCAAAAUGCUACCGACAACACGAGAGACAAUCACUUGGAACGUCCACCCGUCCCCCCUAGGGAAUCAGGGCCUUCCCCGCAGAACUCGAGAAGCACUCCUCAACCCCGAGGCCACAAGAAGCUGAAGCCGGCUGUCGAGUGUCGGAUAGAGUGGCCGCAGGCGUUUGUGGACUUGAACAAGAUCCACCAGGCUCUUAACUUGGUCUUCACGUUCUGUUCUACGCGAAAGCAUCUCGCCACCACCUUCGAUACGAUCCGGUCCGCAGUCGAAUCGAAUACAAAGCGCGAGCUGACGGUCGAGGAUGUGGCUACCGUCGUGGCACUACGACCUGAUGGCAUUUACUUCGGUUACGUAGAUGAAGAUAUGCUCCAGAUACAUAUCAAGGGAGCUGAAAGAGACACGACGUUCAAGUCCGGAAAAUCGAGAGAUAUCACUGCCCAGGGCCCUGCUCCCGAUGCUUCCGUCGGUGGUUUCACUGGCCUAGACGAACUUGGCGCCCGUCAUCCCAAUGACAUAUCGCCUAGCGGCAAACAAGUCUUAUAUUUCGAGUUCGUUGACGAUGACCUCAAAAGGCAGGUCCCGCACAGGAAGACGGGGGAGCCAACCAAGCCUAGUAGGAAACUACGAGAUGAGGAUUUGAAAAUGCCUAUCUACAGUCAGAAGCAACUGACAACACUGAUUGAGAAGCGUAACCAGAAGUUCACCAAUGCGGUGAACGCUUUCAUAAACCGCUGCGUAGACGCAAAUAUAGACCCUGAGAUCAUGAUCCGCCAAGAGGCCGAGUCUUAUAUUCCGACCCCCCCUGAGCGAGAAGGGUCCGUCUUCCAGCCUACGUUGAGUACCGUCCCAGAAGAGAUCCCGAAAGAGAGAAAGAGUAUUUCGGAAAUCAUCCAGGAACUCAAAGACAGCGCCUGGUAUACCGGCCAAAUCGUCCCGGACGGACAUCGCGUGUUCCCAGCGCAAGAGCCAGUCUUUGGCGAACUUGACUUCCUCCUUAGCCAGGAUAUGGUGAAUGCACUGUACAAUGCCAAGGGAAUCACACAAUUCUACGCUCAUCAGGCCGAAGCGAUCAACCACCUUCAUUCGGGCCGCAAUGUAGUGGUCUCAACCUCCACAAGCUCGGGGAAGUCCCUCAUUUACCAAUUGCCCGUCCUGUAUGCUUUAGAACAGGACCAGAAUGCCCGGGCUAUAUACAUCUUCCCUACGAAGGCUUUAGCUCAGGACCAGAGGAAAAGCCUUAAAGACAUGCUGGCAUAUUUCUCGAGAUUGCAGAGUAUUCUCGUCGAGACAUUCGACGGAGACACACCGAUGCACGACAGGAAUCAGAUCCGGGAAGAGGCUCGAAUCAUCUUCACGAACCCGGAUAUGCUCCACCUCACCAUCCUCCCGCAAGAGGACAGAUGGCGGAGCUUUCUGAAAAACCUGCGCUAUGUUGUCGUUGAUGAGCUGCACUACUAUAACGGCUUGAUGGGAUCGCAUGUGGCAUUCAUCAUGCGGCGACUUCGGCGAAUAUGCGCCGCCGUCGGAAAUAGAAAGGUUAGGUUUAUAUCGUGCUCUGCUACUGUCGCAAACCCGCGGGAGCAUUUCAAGGCCAUUUUUGGUAUCGACGAUGUGCAUCUGGUUGACUCUGACGGCUCGCCCUCCGGUAGGAAGGAGUUCCUCUGUUGGAACACACCCUACAAAGAUCCAGGAGACCCAUCCAGCGGCCGUGGAAAUGCGAUUGCCGAAUGCGCUCGUUUGUUCUGUCAACUUGUCCUACGGGGGGUUCGUGUGAUAGCGUUCUGUCGCGUGAGGAAACAGUGCGAAGAACUCGUUUCGGCUGCCAAAAGUGAGCUGGAAUCGCUGCGAAGGCCCGAAUGCAUGGCUCGCGUCAUGGGUUACCGUGGAGGAUAUACAGCCCAAGAUCGUCGAAGAAUCGAGAGUGAGAUGUUUGAGGGCAAGCUUAUCGGCAUCAUCGCAACUACUGCCCUUGAACUGGGUGUUGAUAUCGGCACCUUGGAUUGCGUUAUCACCUUGGGGUUCCCAUACACGAUCUCGAAUCUGAGGCAGCAGAGCGGCAGAGCGGGCAGGAGAAACAAAGAUUCGCUGUCCGUGCUCGUUGGGGAUUGCUUCUCAACUGAUCAGCACUAUAUGCAGAACCCCGACGAGCUCUUUACCAAGCCAAACUGCGAGCUUCAAGUUGAUUUGGACAACAUAUUGGUCCUGGAGGGUCAUAUUCAGUGUGCGGCGUAUGAGAUGCCCAUCAAACCCGUCGAGGACGCUGCCUAUUUCACAAAAGACCUUGCAAAGAUUGCAGAAGAACGCCUAGUCAAGGACGAGCUUGGAUACUAUCAUUGCCACGACAGGUUCCGACCGGUUCCUUCUAGGUUCGUGGCAAUCCGAGAUACCGAGGAUGAGCACUUCGCCAUCGUUGACAUCACGCACGGGAGGAAUAUUGUCCUUGAAGAACUCGAAGCUUCGAGGGCAUUCUUCACUAUUUACGACGGCGCCAUAUUCAUGCACCAGGGAAAUUCAUAUCUCGUGCGCGACUUUCAGCCGGAGAGGAAGAUGGCCCAGGUAGAGAAGGUUAAAGUCGAGUGGACGACGCAGCAGCGGGACUUUACUGACGUCGACCCCGUAGAGACAGAAGCUACACGUAAAAUUCCUGGUUCGCUGUCGCGUGCGUUUCACGGUUCGAUACGGGUGACGCAGAAUGUGUUUGGAUACUUUAAAGUCGACAGGAAGCGCCGGAUCCUCGACGCCGUCCAAGUCGAUAAUCCGCCCAUCGUCCGGCACAGCAAAGGUAUGUGGCUCGACGUCCCGAAGCGGGCGCUCGACAUACUCAUGGAGCGCCGCCUUCACGUGGCCGGCGCGAUACACGCUGCCGAGCAUGCCGUCAUGAGCCUAAUGCCCAACUUCGUCAUAAGCCUGCCCGGCGACGUCCGGACGGAGUGCAAGUCUGGGCUAAAGGAGUUUGCACGGAAGGAGACCUCGAGGAAGCGGCCCGCCCGCUUGACGUUCUACGACGCGAAGGGCGGCGCGAGCGGGUCCGGCAUCAGCACCAAGGCGUUCGAGUUCGUCGAACUACUCCUCGUCCAGGCCCUCGAACGAGUCGAGCACUGCCGCUGCGAGACGGGGUGUCCGGAGUGUGUCUGCUCGGAGUUCUGCGGGGAGGCGAACGAGGUAAUGAGCAAGGCCGGGUGCUCGGUCAUCCUGCAAGCGCUGCUGAAUAUGGAAAUUGACGUCGACGCCCUCCCCAUGGGGCCGGAAGAGUCGAGCCCGGCGGGUAUCGAAACAAUCGUGCUGGCUACGCCAGUCCCCUCGCGGGGUCGAAGGUUCGUCGACGAAGUAGAGGUCAAGGUGGAGGGCGGCCAAGAGGACGGCGAGGCGGGGCGGGAUACGCCGACGGUAGAUCUAGCGGUCGGUUUGGAGGGUGGCUGACCGUUGUGGGCGAGGACGGAUACGGUUCGGGUACUGAAGACGGCCUCCAUACGCAAACCUGGGGCAGAUCUAUCGACCGAUGAGCCUAUACAGACUGUAAUGGUUACGUCGGCGGAAGACUGGUCGCCCGGCCUAUGGACCGACAAGUGCUGAUGGAGAAGCUACAAGCCGAGCCUUGUCUGUGCCUCUCUCCCUUAGCAACCGCCUGUAGUCAGGCCUCCCUGCCUCCUUUUCCUCCUCUUCCUAUCUUCCCGUCUCCUCUUCUCAUAUCCUCCCGGCCUUCUUGUUUUCCUCAGUAUCACUCACCCACAUCCCCAUCUAUCAAUAU
This is a messenger RNA of Durotheca rogersii, 3928 nucleotides long. Its product is annotated as P-loop containing nucleoside triphosphate hydrolase protein. Gene Ontology annotation, molecular function: nucleic acid binding; ATP binding. The record is from RefSeq and is a predicted model, not a curated record. The transcript has 2 exons. NCBI's taxonomy places the organism in Eukaryota, Fungi, Ascomycota, Sordariomycetes, Xylariales, Xylariaceae. The coding region runs from base 118 to 3600 and encodes 1160 amino acids.